Betta splendens (Siamese fighting fish) is the source of this 4030-nucleotide messenger RNA. It is a transcript of the gene sulf2a, whose product is annotated as sulfatase 2a. The transcript is spliced from 21 exons. The record is from RefSeq and is a predicted model, not a curated record. Gene Ontology annotation, cellular component: Golgi apparatus; endoplasmic reticulum; plasma membrane. Bases 225 to 2900 code for a protein of 891 amino acids. Gene Ontology annotation, molecular function: glycosaminoglycan binding; calcium ion binding; N-acetylglucosamine-6-sulfatase activity. Gene Ontology annotation, biological process: glycosaminoglycan metabolic process. NCBI's taxonomy places the organism in Eukaryota, Metazoa, Chordata, Actinopteri, Anabantiformes, Osphronemidae.
CACGCCUCCGUCCUUUCACUUGUCAGUGCAUCUAUAACAGUGAGCUGUCUGCACUGGGCAGCGCGGGGGAGAGACUCGCUCCUGACUCUGCCGGCGCAGGGACCGGAUCCCAGCGAACCAGACAGCACCGGAACUGCUGGACGACGCGGAACAGACUGACCAAGGAAGCUCCAGGCUCCAGUGUGUGACACCCAGCACUGAGGGGUUGACCGCCGGCUAGCAAAAUGGCGGGGUGGGGGCUCUCCGCCCCUUUCCCACUUCUCCUGCUCCUUCUUGUCCUGGUGGGAGUGCUUCCUGAGGCCCAUGGCUCCGGGUACCUGUCCGGCUAUCGCCUCAGGUCUCGUCUUCAGAGGGACCGCCACGUCCGCAACGUCAAACCCAACAUCAUCCUCAUCCUCACCGACGAUCAGGACAUAGAAUUGGGCUCCAUGCAAGCCAUGAACAAAACCCGGCACAUCAUGGAGAAGGGCGGCACGCACUUCUCGAACGCCUUCUCCACCACGCCCAUGUGCUGCCCGUCGCGCUCCUCCAUACUGACGGGAAAGUACGUGCACAACCACCACACCUACACCAACAACGAGAACUGCUCCUCGCCCUCGUGGCAGGCCCACCACGAGCCGCACACCUUCGCCGUGCACCUCAACAACUCCGGGUACCGAACCGCUUUUUUUGGGAAAUAUCUGAACGAGUACAACGGCUCGUACGUCCCCCCUGGCUGGAAGGAAUGGGUGGCGCUGGUGAAAAACUCGCGCUUCUACAACUACACCCUGUGCAGAAACGGAGUACGGGAGAAACACAGCAGCGACUAUCGAAGGGACUACCUGACAGACAUCAUCACCAACGACAGCGUCAACUACUUCCGCAUGUCGAAGCGGAUGUACCCCAACCGCCCCGUCAUGAUGGUCCUGAGCCACGUCGCUCCGCACGGUCCAGAGGACUCCGCUCCCCAGUACAGCGCCGCGUUCUCCAACGCAUCACAGCACAUAACUGCUAGCUACAACUACGCCCCCAACCCUGACAAACACUGGAUCCUGCGCUACACGGGACCCAUGAAACCGAUCCACAUGCAGUUCACGAACAUGCUGCAGCGCAGACGACUGCAGACCCUGCUGUCCGUGGACGACAGUGUGGAAAAGGUGUACAACAUGUUGGUGGAGACAGGGGAAGUAGACAACACCUACCUCAUUUACACCUCGGACCACGGGUACCACAUUGGACAGUUUGGUUUGGUCAAGGGCAAGUCAAUGCCGUAUGAGUUUGACAUCCGUGUUCCCUUCUAUGUACGAGGACCUAAUGUGGAGCAAGGUGCCGUUAAUUCUCAUGUGGUGCUUAACAUUGACUUGGCACCAACUAUGCUGGACAUGGCCGGGGUUGAUAUCCCUGCAGAAAUGGAUGGCAAGUCUAUCCUCAAGCUGCUGGACACAGACCGGCCAGUCAAUAGGUUUCAGCUGAGCAAGAAGGGUAAAACCUGGAGAGAUUCUUUCCUGGUGGAGAGAGGGAAACCUCCGCACAAGAGAGCAGAUGGGAAGGAAAUGGAACAAGAAGAGAACUUCCUGCCAAAAUACCAACGGGUCAAAGACCUUUGCCAGAAGGCGGAGUAUCAGACCUCCUGCCAGCAGCCGGCACAGAAGUGGCAGUGCGUGGAGGACCCGACUGGCAAGCUGAGGCUGUAUAAGUGCAAGGGCAUGGCUGGUCUCUAUGCCCCACGUAUGCAGGCUCUGAUGGCCAGCAGUGCCUCCCAGCUGUCUCUCCCAUCCAACUCAGACAGCUGUGACUGUGGAGAUGUGGGAUUCAAAACGUCCAUCCUGAAGAGGAAGAGGCUGCUCACCAAGAAAAAUUCCUCUGUCUCGUCUUAUUCAGAGGUGAAAUCCAGAAACCCCGUCUCUAGGAAGCGCUGGUCUCGCUCUGUGUCCUUUGAGCUGGACGGCGACCUGUACGCCGUGGACCUGGAGGACGGCUACCGGCCCAUAGGCUCCAGGAACGGCAGCUGGACCCGAGACCGGAGGAGAGGAGUGGGAUACGAGGAGGAGAAUGAAGAGUUCAGUGGCAUGGGAGUCACACCCAGACCCACUGCCAGCCACAAGGUCACACCACCCGCUGCUCUCAAAGUCACCUACAGGUGCUCUAUUCUUAUGAAUGACACGGUGAAGUGUGAUGGAGGACUCUACAAGUCCCUUCAAGCAUGGAAAGACCACAAACUACACAUUGAGCAUGAGAUUGAAACCCUACAGACCAAAAUCAAGAACUUGCGCGAGGUUAAAGGUCAUCUGAAAAAGGUGCGGCCGGAGGAAUGUCAGUGCAACGCUCCGAGUUAUCUGGUUAAGAAUGAGGAGGCCUUCAGGCUCAAUGUCGAACGGAUGCACUCACUCAGGAUCCCGUCCAAGCAGAAGAGCGAGAAGGAGCAGAAGCGCAGGAAGAAGCUGCGCAAAUUCCUCAAGAGGCUCCAGAACAACGACACCUGCAGCAUGCCGGGCCUGACCUGCUUCACCCACGACAACCACCACUGGCAGACGGCCCCCUUCUGGACAAUGGGUCCAUUUUGUGCAUGCACCAGUGCCAACAACAACACGUACUGGUGCCUAAGGACCAUCAAUGACACACACAACUUCCUGUUCUGUGAAUUUGCCACCGGUUUCCUGGAAUAUUUUGACAUUAACACUGACCCAUACCAGCUGAUAAAUGCUGUCAGCUCCCUCGACCGCAAUGCGCUGAAUGCAAUGCAUCAACAGCUCAUGGAUUUAAGGGGCUGCAAGGGACACAAGCAAUGCAACCUGGAGAGGGGAGGAAAGGAGCGAAACUACUUCAGUGAAUACAGGCCAGUUCAUCGUCGAAAGAAGCCAAAAGUGAAGAAACCCUCCUCCAAAUCGCUAGGGCAGAUUUGGGAAGGAUGGGUUGGUUAACAACCUCCAGCCCACUGUCGCCAUGACAAACGGAGAACGAGGAGCGCGAGCAUAUCCAAGGACCUGGACCACACUUCGAUGGACCGUUACCUGAGAUACUACUCUUCUCUAAUCUGGGUUUUAAGUUUUGAAAGAGCUGCUCAGGAGGAGAUGAGAUGUUAAGACUUAGAGGAUCCAUGAAGACUCUCCAAGUGUUAAUUAUCCCAUUGCACACAUUUCACAUCCAUUUGCUUUUUUCAUGUCACAUAGGAUUGGGGGGGGGCAUGAGUUCCAUGUCAAUCCUGCUGCUACAUGGCCUCAUAAUGUCUCUGUGCCACAUGCAAAACCAUUAGUACUUUGUACAAGAAACACUUUCUUCCUCUGCACCAGUUUGUCUGCACAUCAAAGUGACAUGGACUUUGAAGAGACCCGUGGCACAAACUCUUGGCGAUAAUCUUUUGUAUUAUAGUAUAAUCUUAACGCUGAUGAAUGUCCUUGACGAAGCAUAACUGUCCUCAAAGCUGUGAGCAGUGAGAUGACGGAGUUUGCCUGCUGAUUCGACCCCCUACGCCGUCAGCCAGCGGGCCUCCACUAACCCCGAUCCCACAGUGACGUAAUCAAAAUACCCUGGAUAUGUGAUCACAGACAGCGUCAUUAGUGAAUGCCAUUACUCCUUAGUAGCACACUGUAGAAGAACCCAGUUUGUUCAGCUUGCUAUACAUGGUGCUACAGGUUAACAAUACAGAAGGAAAAUCUUACUGUACAGUAUGUAUUUGAAUGUAUGUUGUGCAAUUAAUAUGUUUACAAUAUUUUUUAUAAUACUGAAGAGGCAGACCUCAUUGUAUGAUAUGAUUUGACAAAUGAUGUUAUAGGGAGUAAUAUAGCUUGAGAUAUUUCAACGGCUGCAGUAUGUUUGUCAGUCUUCUUCUUUUCAUCUGGAAAGCACUUAAAGGGUUCACUGUGAAGACAUGCGCCAUUUACAUUCAGUGGAUACAUAUAGUUUACUCUGCAAGCAGAGGGACAACACACAACAGUGUAAUACUUAUCGGUGUGACUUAUAGAUACCUGCCUUUGUUAGCUCCUCUGAUUUAGCCAAUAUUUCCAUAGAUCUGAGUACUGAUAGUAACUGUGAAUAAAUUGUUUCAACAUGA